Daucus carota subsp. sativus is the source of this 1536-nucleotide messenger RNA. RefSeq lists its product as uncharacterized. Lineage: Eukaryota; Viridiplantae; Streptophyta; Magnoliopsida; Apiales; Apiaceae. The record is from RefSeq and is a predicted model, not a curated record. Gene Ontology annotation, cellular component: cytosol. The transcript is spliced from 2 exons. Gene Ontology annotation, molecular function: protein-folding chaperone binding. Bases 143 to 1186 code for a protein of 347 amino acids.
AAACCGAGUUUUGCCGUAACUGAAAGUUCCCCAGUUGAUCUCAGCACAUCAACACGUCUUCUGCACUUGGAGAAGACACACACUGUCACACACAAUCACACACCCACAAAACACACACACAAUCAAUCAAUCAAUCAAUCAAAUGGGUGUGGAUUACUACAACAUCCUCAAAGUGAAUCGCAAUGCCACCGUGGAUGACCUCAAGAAAGCUUACCGCCGACUAGCAAUGAUCUGGCACCCCGACAAGAACCCCACCCAUCAGCGCACCGAAGCCGAGGCCAAAUUCAAGAACAUCUCCGAAGCUUACGAUGUUCUCAGUGACCCCCAGAAGCGUCAGAUCUAUGAUCUUUACGGUGAAGAGGCCUUGAAAUCUGGGCAGGUGCCCCCUCCUCCUCCGGCGAGCAGGGUGGGCCAUCCGGGGUCUUAUGCGAAUAAUUACUACCACCAGAAGCACCCCAAUCCUUCUUUUAGGUUUAAUCCGAGGAAUGCGGAAGAUAUUUAUGCUGAAAUGUUUUCUGGGUCGGAGGGUGGGGCUAGUGGGUCUGGUGGGGGGAGGAGUAGAGCGUAUAAUGAUGGGUUUUUCAGGGGUUCGGAGACGGAGUUUGGGAAUUCGAGUGGGGGGUCUGGAGGAGCUCAGAGGAAAGCUGCUGCUGUUGAGAAUGUGUUGCCGUGUAGCUUGGAGGAUCUUUAUAAGGGGGCUAAGAAGAAGAUGAAGAUUUCGCGGACUAUUGUUGAUGCUUCUAGGACUCGUAAUGUGGAGGAAAUUUUGACCAUUGAUAUUAAGCCUGGUUGGAAAAAAGGCACUAAAAUUACCUUCCCCGAGAAGGGCAACCAGGAGCUCGGUGUCAUAGCAGCUGAUCUUAUAUUUGUGAUAGAUGAGAAACCUCAUGCAGUCUAUACAAGGGAUGGCAAUGAUCUGAUUAUGAAUCAAGAAGUAUCAUUGGUGGAGUCUCUUACAGGUAAGAUUUUCGAGAUCACAACUCUGGACGGAAGAAUUGUUCCCAUCGCAGUGACAGAGAUCAUCAAACCUGGCCAUGAGCUUGUUGUCCGUAAUGAAGGAAUGCCAAUCUCCAAAGACCCAAGAAAGAAGGGAAAUCUGAAGAUCAAAUUUGAUGUCAAGUACCCAACAAGGCUCACCGCUGAACAAAAAUCUGAAUUAAGGAGAGUCUUAGGAGGCAGUAUGUGAUGCUUGGUUUCUGGUUACAGUUAUAUCGGACAAAGGGCAAACUACAGCUUAGCACCGAUAUCAAAUUGAAGGUUGAUACUUGUCGCUGUAUAUCCACCCUCUCUAGGGCUAAAAAGUAAAGAUUCUUUUUUCUUUUUUUUUUUCUUUUCGGAAUAGGUGGAAAGUAAUAUCAGCCUUACAUUUUGAUAUCGACAUAGACACACACAAGUACAUAAAACUUAAACUUAGUUAUAAGAGAUGGUUUAAACUUAGUUAUAAGAAAUGGUCGGGUCACCCAUGUCCGUGUAUAUAAUGGUUUUGUAAGAUCUUUGAAUUUGUUGUUGCUGUGUAUUAGCUUGGAUUUUGUUUUA